ACCCGGAUGUAAUACUUCGUAACAAAAAAUUGCCGGGAACCUUUCACUGUGAAAACAAUUGCCGUCACCGUGGAAAGGAAAAUAUCAAUAUAAGCAUUUUUUUUUUCUUUAUUUGGCGUCAGUUAAAGUAGCUUCUGUUUCUGUUGUUGUAUCGUGAACCUAACGCGAUCGAAAUGGACGAAUAUGACGAACUUUUCGAGAUAGAGGACAACUUCGACGACCAUUACGCCGAUGAGCUCGAAGUGUUAGCUCAGAUGGAAAAUGAAUCGCCUAAGCCAGCAAAGCAUCAGACACGUCCAGGUGACGACAUCUCAGACAUAGAGCACCUGUUGGAUGAUCAACCCAUCACUCCAAAGGCAAAGCGGCAGAAACAAGAUGUGGCUAAACGACUUUUCAACACAUCGCAAGAUCAGCAGAAGAAAGUCCCAUCGCAGCUUGAUGACAUCACACCACCGUCAUCUCCUGAGCACUAUGAGCCCCCUCACACUUUCAGGUCUUUUCCUGCUGCAUUAGACAUCAGUGGCUUGACUCUAAUACCAGAGACUCCCAGAAGACCUCCUACAGAUACACAAACAUCUCUCCACGUGCUGAAGCGACCGCCUCUGGAGGGAGAAUACAUCAGUGUGACGGGUUCAUCUGGUAAUCGAGUCUACCUCAAACAGAAAGAAGACACGGAGUCUAAGAAAGUGGACUCCAGAAUAGUCCCCAACUCCUAUGGUGGACUGGGACUGUUGACUGUGCCAAUAAGAGUGCUUCGAGAACAAGAGGCAGAAAGGCGUCACCUGCAGGUCAUUGAGGAAUCACAGCGUCUUACAGAGCUGCUUGUUAGCAGCGUGAACGAUGUGUUUACAGAGUCUGAAAAUGAAGAUCCUGACGACAAAGAUGGCCGAAUGUCUCGACUGUGGGUGGACAGAUUUUCUCCUCGCCAUUACACGGAGCUUCUCAGCGACGAUUUUACCAACCGCUGUCUGCUGAAGUGGUUGAAGCUUUGGGACACUGUUGUGUUUGGAAGAGAGAGGAAGGCCCGCCCUGCACGGUCGGACAGACAGGCUGCUAAUCAGAAGUCUUUCAAACCCAAUCAAGGAAAUCAGAAUCAAAACCGCUUCAAGAGCAAGAUUGAGAUGACCGAGGAGCUUUUGGAUGCUGAACUGGACCAGUACAAACGACCCAAAUUCAAAGUGGCAUUGCUGUCUGGUCCCCCAGGUUUAGGGAAGACAACCCUUGCUCAUGUCAUAGCAAAGCAUGCUGGAUACAAUGUGGUGGAGAUCAAUGCCAGUGAUGAUCGUAGUGCAGAGGUGUUCCAGAAACGCAUCGACACGGCAACACAGAUGAAAUCAGUUUUAGGAGUCAACGAGAGGCCGAACUGCCUCAUUAUCGAUGAGAUUGAUGGCGCGCCUGCGGCUGCCAUCAACAUACUGUUAUCAGUUCUAAACAGGAAAGAUGGACACGGUGGCCAGGCUGACGCAGAGGCUGCAAAAAAGAAAAAGAAGAAGGAGUCCAUUCUGCUUCGACCAAUCAUCUGCAUCUGUAACGACCUUUAUGUUUCAGCUCUCAGACCUCUUAGGCAGCAGGCCUUCCUUCUGACUUUCCCACCAACUCAGCCUUCCCGCCUCACGCAGAGACUGUCAGAGAUCUCACUCCAGCAGGGGCUCAAGGCAGACACAGGCACCCUGAUGUCGCUGUGUGAGAAGACGGACAGCGAUAUCCGCUCUUGUAUCAACACACUACAGUUUCUUCAUGGUCGUGGCCUCAAGCAGCUGGACACAAGGACGAUUCAGUGUGUCUCUAUUGGACAGAAAGAUCAGAACAAAGGCUUUUUCCAUCUGUGGCAAGAGAUCUUCCAGUUACCACGAACUAAACGAAAACGUAUCGGUGAGGGGUUUGAGGAAGACGCACUGAGUUCAGGAAGUGGAUCUCAAAGGUUCCAGCAUAUUCUACACCUUGCUUCUUCCAGUGGGGAGUAUGAAAAGGUGUCUCAGGGUCUGUAUGAUAAUUAUUUGUCCAUGCGUGUGCGGGACCCCAACCUGCAGAGUGUGGGCGAGGCUCUGGAGUGGCUGUCGUUCUCAGACAGGCUGAACCAAGUGAUUCUUCACGGACAGAACUUCUCUCUGAUGAAAUAUCUGCCAUUCCUGUCCGUCACGUUUCACUUCCUGUUUGCUCACACACAUGUGCCCCGCAUCAGCUAUCCCCACAGCCAUCAAGAGGCCUUAUCGCGUCUCCUCAGCUGCAGGAAUGCUUUGUCCACCAUGUUGGCUGACAUCCCAGCAUGCAUCAGAACGAGAAUCAGCCAGCUCAGCCUGACCCUCGAUAUUCUCACGUUGCUUCUUGACAUCAUCUGUCCCAAAUUGCGGCCUGUUAAUCCACAGCUAUUCAGCAGCAGAGAGAAGGAGCAGAUGCGUGAUCUAAUCAACACCAUGCUGGCCUACAACCUCUCAUACAGGCAGGACCGCACACCAGAGGGGCAGUACACAUACGUGUUGGAGCCACGUGUUGAGGAGGCGGCGAGGUUUUCCGGCUUGCCGCCGCACCGCCAGCUCACAUAUCAGGCCAAACAGACCAUCAGCAGAGAGAUGGAGCAGGAGAGGAUGAGGAGAGCCGAGCAACUGAUGCUGCAGCGAAACCCUCCAAAGAAAGAAGAAGCUAAAAGGAGUGCUGGACCUAAACUAACCCAUAACCAUCAGCAGAGGUUGGAGAACAUCGUCAAACAGACCACAGUGGAGAUCAGGCCGGAGGUGGAUUUCUUUGGUCGAGCUGUUGCCCCCAAACCUCAGAAACUGCAGCGGUCCUCUGACACAGGUGAGAAGAGUGCAGUUCUGGCUAUGGGGACAGCUGUGGGCAACAGUGAUGUGUGGUUCCGGUUCAACGAAGGCAUGUCCAACGCUGUCAGACGAAACGUCUACAUCAGAGAACUACUGUAACACACACUCUGUGUAUCUGUUUGUCUUGUGCGAAAUUAAAUCAUCCAAAUUGCUCCAUAAUCCUUCUGUUAAAAACAGUCUUUAUUUGAAUUGACAGUGUAAAGAGCCAAUAAAAAGGUAUUGUUGAA
Messenger RNA from Melanotaenia boesemani (Boeseman's rainbowfish), 3046 nucleotides. It is a transcript of the gene chtf18, whose product is annotated as CTF18, chromosome transmission fidelity factor 18 homolog (S. cerevisiae). Gene Ontology annotation, molecular function: ATP binding; ATP hydrolysis activity. Bases 174 to 2918 code for a protein of 914 amino acids. NCBI's taxonomy places the organism in Eukaryota, Metazoa, Chordata, Actinopteri, Atheriniformes, Melanotaeniidae. The transcript has 22 exons. The record is from RefSeq and is a predicted model, not a curated record.